Bathycoccus prasinos is the source of this 1290-nucleotide messenger RNA. RefSeq lists its product with no specific name. Gene Ontology annotation, biological process: ganglioside biosynthetic process. Bases 1 to 1290 code for a protein of 429 amino acids. Gene Ontology annotation, molecular function: alpha-N-acetylgalactosaminide alpha-2,6-sialyltransferase activity. NCBI's taxonomy places the organism in Eukaryota, Viridiplantae, Chlorophyta, Mamiellophyceae, Mamiellales, Bathycoccaceae. The record is from RefSeq and is a predicted model, not a curated record. The transcript has a single exon.
AUGUCUCCUUCCACCUCUCCUCCUUUUUUCACUCCGAAAAAUAAACGACGAUUGAAACUGUUACUCGUCGUAAAACUUCUGAUUGUGAUUCUUUAUUUCGUUCUCCGUUCCGUCUACUCCGACGGCGACCACGAGAAAGAAAUCGAAAAGAUGGAACAGAUGCUGAGGGAAAACACGAACGAAGAAAACGAGUGGAAGGAAGAUUUGAAAGAAGUGAUGGAGCACAUGGAAGAAGAAGGAGGAGAAGAAGACGAAAGUAAAGCAUCAUCAUCAUCCGCGACGACGACGUAUGCGAGAGGGAGAAACGAAGAUGAAAAACCGGUUGAAAUGAAUAAGUGCUUUCCGGUGUUGCAACACAACCGAGACGCGAGCUGGGGACGGUACGCAGAUUUCGACUUUGACAGGAGCAACAACGAUGAAGAGGACGACCAAAAAGAAAAAGAAAAUAAAGAGGUGCAGUUGUUUCGAAAGGUUUUGGAGAAAGUGAGCGGGAAAGAACCGGAGGAGUGCGUGGACACGUCCGCGUAUCAACGAGAAAACACGGGUUUUCUGAAAGGGUCGUGCGCGUUGGUUUUUCCAACCGGGCACUUAUCCGUCGGUGGCGCUGGGAUGCAAAUAGAAGCGCACGAUUGGGUUAUUCGAUUGAAUGGGCACAACGCGCCGAAAAAGUUUAGUCGAGACGCGAAAGAUAUGGGAUCGAGAACGGACGUGAGAGCCAUCACCGCGGCUUUGGUGAACAUCGGGUUAGAUCAUUCGAUUUCGUACGCGAAGAAUCAGGAAAACUGGUUGAUGUUUUCCACGUGUUCGCACAGAAGUCCUCAGCCGUGGUGCGUGAAGUUGAACCAAAAGUUGAAACAUAAACCGGUGAAAUCGUUGAGAUUUAUUAAAGGCGAAUCGCACCGCGGCGUCGUGUGUUUAAAGAAACUCACAAAAGAAACGCACGGAGCGAAACACAAGUACGAUAAAACGCCGACGACGGGCUUUUCUACUCUGUUGUAUUUAACUCGACAGUGCGAUUGCGUGACUGUGUUUGGUUUAUGCAACACGACCAAUUGCGGUCACGCGUUGGCAUGGUCCGGUCAUUCCGACCGAAGCGGGUGGAAAGAUCCGGUGCAUAACUUCAACAUCGAACACAUCGCCGCCGCCGUCAUCGCCAAAAAACUUCCGAAUAAAGUCCAGCUCUGGGUCUCGCAUAAAGGCAUGCGAAAAGAACCGCACAAGGCGUUUUCUGCGAUCGCUGAGAAAGUCAAAGGUGUGUUUAGUGGCGUCCGAGAGGAUGACUUUAGUUGA